AUGAAAGAAAAGGUUCACAUGUCGAAUCGCUGCUCUCAGUUAAUUUUAGCUAUAUACGUUAUAGCAGUUCUUUUGUACAGCGGCGUGUACGUUAAUGUCUUUUUUAAUAUUGGCGGUGGUGAUUCUGACAUUGAUUUGACAGAUUUGGUAAUGAAAAUGAAACUUCCAUUCACUUAUAAUGAAGCGGCGUACCGAUACGUAAUGAUCGGACAAGCAAUUCAAUUAAUGUCGGUAGCUUGCGCCAUUGGUACAAUAGAUUGCCUAAUGAUUGCAAUGAUACUACACGUUGGUGGACAGGUAGAAGUGAUACAUCAGACGCUGGCAGAAAUAUCUCCCGAUAAUAAAGAGCACAGUUUGUCAAAUAGUGCUGUCAAAUAUUUGGUUACCAGACACCAGAAGAUUAUUAACUUUACAACAUACAUUGACAGUCUAUUCUCGUAUGUUGCUUUAAUGCAAAUAUUAUGCAACACGUUUAGUAUAUGUGGUGUGGGUUUUCUAGUUGUGGUAAGUACGUCAAUUUAUAAAGCAACAUACAAUUCAAUUUGGUAUCUUCUGAAACCAGCUAAUAGUCGUUUAAUGUUACUAUUUAUGGUGAGAGCUCAGAGACCGUCAACAAUCACCGCUGGCAAAAUUAUGGACCUAUCAUUACAAAGAUUUGCAAAUGAUUUAAAGGAAGAAACUAAACGUUGCGUGACAUGGGAUCACCCAGCACGGUUAGCAAGUCCGUCAGUGAAACGUCUUGGGACUGACAGUCUCGUAGAUCUGAUCGACAGUUUGAGUGUCGUUUUGCCGGACACUUUAGUAGCUAUUAAGUUAACCGUCGCUUGGAUAAAUCAUGGUCGAGGAAGACUGAUGCCUGAAUUAUUGAUACCUCGCAGUGUCUUACGUGAUAUUUUAUCAACAAUGCAAGAGGACUACAAGAAAUACGCUGUCAUCGACACGAAUAAUUUGAUACCGAAAGCGGCGAAUCUUUCGUUUCGGUUAACGACUGCGAUCGCUAUGCUCUAUCCGACGGCCACGGUUUUUUAUACGAUCGGUACUCUUGGAUUUCAACAAACCAACGACUCGACGACUCGACGUCUCCUCUUGAACAUGGAUUUGCCAUUCGAUACCAGCGAAUCCCCUAUUCACGAGCUCGUGAUAACGUCUCAAUUUCUCUAUAUACUGACAUCAUCAUUUACGUUCGGCAUCUUCAGUGCUCUGUUUUUGAUGCUGACGCUUCACGUGGGAUGUAAUAUUGAUAUAUUGUGCAACACGCUUCAGGAUCCGUUUCUCCUGGACAAUGAACAAAUACGAUUCUUCAUCAGCAGGCAGGAAGAAAUCGUUGUAUUCGUAAACAAAAUUGAAUCGCUCUUUACUUAUAUAGCGCUCUGUCAACUACUGUCGAACACUUUGAUUACAUGUUGCUUAGGUUAUCUUAUCAUUAUUACAAUAAGCACCGAAGAUAGUAUUUCUAUGCUGAUCAAAUCUGUUCUCUUCUAUUAUGUUAUUUGUUUAGAAGCGUUCAUAUAUUGCUUCGUUGGAGAGUACCUCGAUAUUAAGAGUAAGAUGAUCGCCAAUGCAGCAUACGAAUCGCUCUGGUACAACUUAAAGCCGAUUAACAGUCGGCAACUGGUACUUUUAAUAAUGAAAGCUCAGAAGGGACUACCACUUACUUUUGGAAAGUUCUCGAAUCUCAAUUUGGAAAGCUUCACCAGCAUUAUGAAGGCUUCAGCAUCAUACAUGUCAGUGCUUCUCGCGAUGUCUUGA
Molecule: messenger RNA, 1749 nt
Organism: Nomia melanderi (Alkali bee)
Lineage: Eukaryota; Metazoa; Arthropoda; Insecta; Hymenoptera; Halictidae
Source: RefSeq, a predicted model, not a curated record